This is a messenger RNA of Homarus americanus (American lobster), 730 nucleotides long. RefSeq names its product abscisic acid and environmental stress-inducible protein-like. NCBI's taxonomy places the organism in Eukaryota, Metazoa, Arthropoda, Malacostraca, Decapoda, Nephropidae. The record is from RefSeq and is a predicted model, not a curated record. The coding region runs from base 109 to 594 and encodes 161 amino acids. The transcript is spliced from 2 exons.
GUUGCCGGUGUUGUUGGGUGAGAGCAGCAGCAGCAGCAGGAGGCGGGUAUAUAAGGCUGGCUGGCCUCGUCCACCCUCACAAGUGUCGUAGCUCACAACACAACAAGCAUGAUGAUGAAGGGCAGUGUGGUGUUGCUCCUGGUGGUGCUGAGUUCCCUGGCGGCCGCCAGUCCUCAUGGCUCCUACGGUGGUCGACGCCGCCCUUAUGGUCAAGGCACCAGUGGCCUGCAUGGUGGCCGUAGACCUGUGGCCACUCUUGUCCAUGGUGGUGCCACUCAUGGCUCUGGUGGCUUCGGUGGUGCUACCCAUGGCACUGGUGCCUUCGGUGGUGCCUCUCAUGGCUCUGCUGGCAUCGGUGGUGCCUCCCAUGGCUCUGCUGGCUUCGGUGGUGCCUCCCAUGGCUCUGGUGGCUUCGGUGGUGCCUCCCAUGGCUCUGGUGGCUUCGGUAGUGCCUCCCAUGGAUCUGGUGGCUUCGGUGGUGCCUCCCAUGGCUCUGGUGGCUUCGGUGGUGCCUCCCAUGGCUCUGGUGGCUUCAGUGGUGCCACCCAUGGCACUAGUGGCCAAGGGUACCAGAAGAAGCCCUACCACGGAUAAACGACAGGUCCUCCCCUCCUUGUUGACUCAGUCAUGUCACCAACAUGAUGGCUCCUGUACCUGGCCAGUUAACUUGUUCUUUUGUUAAUAUUCUUUUCCUUUUGUUAAACUUUCACAAUAAAACAAAUUUUAAAUA